AUGAAUCGAACAGUCUCUACACUGUCAUCUAUUGUUACUGAUGCAUCCGUGGAAAUACCAUCAAUAUCUAACAUCAUUAAUACCGAAUUACCUAUAUCGGACGUCUAUUAUUACACUCUGAAACUCAUUUUAUUAGAUUACAUCAAUGAACCGCGCUUUAGAGACACAGUUUUACAAUCGAAUAAAACAAUAACUUCAAGAGUUCUAUCUGACAAAACAAAUCAUCAACAAGUACAACAUGGAAAGAAAAUAUUGGUUGAUAAGCAAGACGACAUGUCAGAACGUGAUAUAGUACAAGCAACUUUACGGAUAAUGAAAGGAAAGUUGGCACAAUUAUCAGGUAAUAAGAGCUUGGCGCCGAAUGAGAUGCAUUGGAAAAGUAUUGUGAAAAUGUACUAUAGCAUACUUGAUUCUUCUAAUGCAGACACCUUUUUGAAGAUGAGUCAAAUGGAAGAAGUGGUUGGAUAUUUCACGAAUAUCGCCAGUAAUGAACUAAAAAAAAUGACCGUUGAGAAUUCACGUGAGGAAUUGUUCAGUGAAGUUGCUUUUUUUAUAGAUCUGAUAAUUGAUGUACUUCCAGAUAGUUGUGCAAAUAUUAUAAAGAGACUGCUUGAUUAUAAGAUUAAUAUCAAAAAAGGUGAGAAGACAGCAAAAAAAAAAAGAGUUACUUCCCCGGCAGCAGUUCCUCAAUAUAGAAGUAUUUCUGGCAGCACAAUCAAUGAUAAACAACCUUCUUUCAAAGUCCAAGAUAUCUCGCAUAUGAAGUACUUUAUGCAGUUGUUCGAAAUAGACGAAAAGAAACUUCAACAAGAUGUAAUAGCGGUUAAGGACGAUUCUACAAAUCCCAUUUUUUGCGGUGAACUAAGAUAUCUUAGAAAGAAAAUUAAGAAGGAUAAUGGUUUUUUGACUGCAUCUGAUUUUUCAAGUGACAGAGAUUAUAUUCUAUGGAAGAACUACGAACUUCUUGAAAUUGCCAACUUGAUGGAUCGAUUUGGAACUGGUGAAAAAGUAACCUCUCACGGAAAUCGUCUCAUACCUAAGGAUGCAAAAAGUGCAUUCGUCCGUCUCAUAAGCCUUGUUUUGAGAAAAGAAUGUUCUAAUACCAUAAACUCUAUAAAUCUUUCUCAAGAAGCUUUAUUUUUUUUUCAUAAAUCAGCGAGAUAUUGGAGGAUAGAAUAUCCUUCCACUAUAUCCUCCUUGAUAUAUUCGGCAGCAAAUUUAAGCAUUUUAGAAGAUGAAGAAAUCAAUAUUCCAAUAGCCGAGAAUUUGUUUUCUGUCAUUCGCAAUAAGUACCUGUGUUCAGAUGAUAAUCUUGAUCCAUCCGCCUGGAAUAUCCCGGAUCGCUAUUUAUGGGCAGCAAACCUUUUUCAUACUACAGAUCAAUCUAUGAGAACGAUAAAUAACCUUCUGACAGCGAUUUUUUCAAGUACGAAGCCGAAAUUCUCUCCUGUCUUGUCCUUUUAUUAUUCCAGUAUUGUUGAAGAUCCAGCAAUGGAAUUCUACGAGGUGCAGUACGUAGCCGUAAAGAAAUAUUGGAUCAAAGUAUUCAAGAAAACUCUUUUCAAGACAUCAGAGAAUUAUUUCGUCUCUCUUCUGCAAGACAUGCUAAAGGUUAACACAAUAGAAAUUCAAAGUGUUCAGAAUCUCGUAGAGACAAUCAUAGAUACCAUAAAAGCAAUUCAAAAACGUUACAGUAAACCUUUAUUGGAUGAAAUAUCCUUACCGAGGCAAUGCGCAAUAUUUUUAUGUGAAGUGUAUGGUUCAGAUUCCUUAAAACUAAUAAAAACUGCAGAAAAAAGUACUAUGAAAAAUAUUGGAGAAAGUUUCGGUCCGAUAGAUGCACUAGAUAUGUAUGAUGUAUUAAAAGAGCUAAGGCAGAUUUACAUGCAGGUGAAACCAAAAGGGAAAUUUUUUUUCAAUCUUGAAGAUUACUUUAUCAAAUACUUAACCCGAUUAUGCGAUGAUGUCAGCCGCAAUGUUCAGAAAGUCAUUAAAACUUCAAUUGAAAGUGAAAAUUGGGAGCCCAUAAAUGACCAAGAUCAUUUUAGUAGAUCUGUUUUGGAUAUAUUUAAAAUGAUAAAUGAAUCGAUUAGCAUGUUCGAAAAAUUUGGUUGGGAAAAUGAAUUUCAACUGGCACAAAUAACCACAGUGAUCCUGAAGGCUUUUUCGGAUGGCAUGCUUUCAUAUUCGACUCAAGUUAUGAGAUUAAUUCAGGCGGAUUUACAGGAGGGUGAUGAGCCGUCGUACUCUUUAGAAAGCUCAGACUCUCAAUCUUCACUUAUUCUUAGUGAUGUCAACCCAAAUCAUGAACGUUCAAGAAGUAGCAGGUUAUUUGAAGAUUUGAAGAAUGUAGUUAAAUCAACUCCGAAGGUGGUAGCGCCUGCUCCUUAUCAGUUCAAGAAGCGUACGUGUGUACUACUAAAUGAUCUUGAUAAGGCGCUUUUCCUCUUAGAAAACUUUGAAGAAAAAGCAGAUCCAUCAAGAAUAACAUCUAUUAUCUCUCAGUAUCAUUCCUCUCAUGAACCAGGUGAUAAUAGGAAAUCAUUCGAUGACCAGAAUAUGAAGCAAGUUUAUACUCUUAGGAUUAUUGGUGCCGAUAAUAUUAAAGGCUUUAGCAAGACAGGUCUUUCGAACUCUUAUGUUUCUGUAAGAAACAUUACUUUGCAACGGGAAAUAGGGACGACCAAGAUCGUCACAAGAUCAAUCGCUCCCAAAUGGGAUGAAGAGUUCGUGUUCGAAUCUCCGUUCGGGAAGUCAAACGAUAUUAUGUUCACUAUAUGGCACCAUCCACUCAGUAGAUUGAAAGGUUUAGCAGAAGACGAUUUAUGUGGAAAAGCUAACAUGAAAUUUAGUCCGAGAAAACUCAAGGAUGAUGGGUUUCCUAUCGACUUUUCUCUCACUUUGAGCCCACAGGGAACCCUAUACUGUCAAAUCUCCCUGGAAAGCGAGAGAAUAGACGCAGUUUCCUCUAUGGGAAGGAUAUAUAGAUCUUUCAGCAGGUCAAGAGAUCGUGCAGUAAAUUUGAUAGUCAAUAAAUUUUCUGACUUUAUUGCUUUUGCCUUUUCUAGAACCACAUUGAAAACAGUUUGCGGUCAUCACGGUACCACACUUGCAUCUAAUGAAACAGUAUAUGAUGCCAUUUUACCCCUAUUUGAUUAUUUAAAUGCAAAUUUGAACAUUUUGGCAUCAGAGCUUUCACAGAGAUUAUUGUUCAUGGUAAUGCUGAGAGCUUGGAACCUAGUUUUAGAGAAUGCUGAUUUACUCCUUUUACCUGCAUUGAAUAGCGCUAGAACUAAUAUAUUGCGCUCAGCAAAAAAAUCUAUCUGGGAAAAUACUAUUUCAAGUACAAAAAAGGUGUCAGGAUACGGUCGUCCUUUAACUCAAACAGAAAUUGAGGCUAUAUUUAAAUGGCUUGAUGCAUUAUGUGUAGAUUUUUUUCAUAACAAAGGAGAAGGCCCUCCACUCGCAGAGCUGAAGAAUGAGUAUUACCAGAAUAUACUACUAAUUCCGGCAUUUUAUGAUAAAAACGUGUCUGAAUUGAAGGACGAAAUUACGCGGUUGAUUCCUGUGUAUGAAGAGUAUUUGAAAUGGUUCUAUUUGAAAAAAACUCCUAUUACUUUUGCCAAUAAAUCCGCUGGAACAAUAUCUCGAAAAAAAUCUCUAGCAGCUAACAUAGUGAAAGAGCCUAAACAACAAUUGGAACGUGAUGCAGAAGUAAUGAAUAUUAUAUUAAGAAUUUUGAUUGCGAAAGGCCAACAUGAUUAUGUUCAUCGCAUUUUGCAUGAUAGGAAGGAUCUUGUUAAUACUAUGAAGAACAGGAGAGCUGUGAGUAAAGCUGUUAACUCUACAGUGAAAAAGAGCAGAAAUUAA
Messenger RNA from Saccharomyces mikatae IFO 1815, 3870 nucleotides. RefSeq lists its product as uncharacterized. The coding region runs from base 1 to 3870 and encodes 1289 amino acids. The transcript has a single exon. NCBI's taxonomy places the organism in Eukaryota, Fungi, Ascomycota, Saccharomycetes, Saccharomycetales, Saccharomycetaceae. The record is from RefSeq and is a predicted model, not a curated record.